Lactuca saligna is the source of this 1158-nucleotide messenger RNA. NCBI's taxonomy places the organism in Eukaryota, Viridiplantae, Streptophyta, Magnoliopsida, Asterales, Asteraceae. The record is from the annotation of a GenBank genome assembly.
GGAAAAAUCUUCAUUAUAUAUUUUAGUUUUGAAAAAUUCUUUUUUUUUUCUAUGAUCUUUCUAAACGUUUAUAAUUGUUUGUAACAUUUAAUAUAAAAUUUUAUUACACUUAUCAUUUUAUUCUUGGGUUUGGGUGUGUUAUUUGUGUGGUUAGUUUCCUUCCCCCGGGGAAGAGGGCUUUUGAGAGUGUAGUAAUUUGCAGACUGAGAGUAAAUAAGGUUUGAAGCUUGAAGGCAUGGCGAUCGGGGCCAUACAUUUCGCAGCACCUUCAGCCUCCGCCUGCAUCACCAACAAGGAAUUCAACAUCAUCCUAUGCAGUGGUAACGGAACAAAACGAAGAAUUAAGUCGUUUAUGACUACUUCCUCUUCAUGUAGCAGCAGCAGCAGAAGAAGAAGUGGAAGCGUCGUGAUUAGGGCAAUCAAAGAGGAGGCUAAGCCGAAGCAGAGUGAUUCUUCUUCACCAGAUGUGAUAACCCAGAAGUACGGCCUUGAAGCUGGUCUAUGGAAGAUAUUUAGCUCAAAGGAGGAGGAAGAUGAGAAUGUGAAUGUGAAGAAAUCAAAAGGGGAUCAAGCAAAAGAGUUGUUGACUAAAUAUGGUGGAGCCUAUUUGGCCACGUCUAUUACUCUCUCUUUGAUCUCAUUUUCCUUAUGCUAUGCCCUCAUUACUGCUGGUGUUGAUGUUCAAGCCUUGUUACAAAAGGUGGGGAUUUCAGCUAAUGAAACAGGAGAGAAAGUGGGGACCUUUGCAUUGGCAUAUGCUGCGCAUAAAGCUGCAUCACCCAUAAGAUUUCCGCCUACUGUAGCACUCACACCAAUUGUUGCUAGUUGGAUAGGCAAGAAAGUGGAUAAAGAUAACUAACUGGCUCAACCAUCACUCUAUUCUUGUAUUGUAUUUACUUAUACAAAAAUCCUUGUUAAGGGAUAUAUGUAUCAUAUGUAUACUGUAUACAUACUUAUUUUUGUAGCAUAUAUGUAAGGGCUAAAUACAGGAAAUAACAAUGUAAUUUCAUUUAUUUGCAUCCAUCCUACUUUCAUUUCUUAUCAUUACCCAACAUUAUACUAUCAAUUUGUUUCUUGUUGAGGCAUUGUACUUAGAAAUAGACAAGAAAAUUGUUGAAAAUAACUAUAGUUGAAGCAUUGGGGGUGCGUAUAUAACAU